GAAAAGAUGGCUGCUAAGGUUAGAAGGGCAUGGUGACGGACUCACGUGUAUUUGGUUACGGCGUAAUCUGACGGUUAUGUGAGUGGAAUCAUACGCUUGGCUACCUCGUCAUUGUCCAUGCUGGUCUCCUGCUUCACACAGUGGCGUAGAUUUGUGCAUGAUAGGUAUAUGAACGCUCAUACACAAAACAUUUUCUACGCAGCAGACGGGUUAGCAUAGAGCUUAGUGUAAUGGACUGAUCACGGGCACAAAGCCAUUGAUUUGGAUACAACUGACUUGUAUGUGACAGGUUCAAAGUACAGGCGGUAACGCUUCCGAUUUUAUUAUUGUGGUGAUUAAGCUAUUGAACACCUCCCUCCAAGGUGCCCACGGCGUACGGCGGAUCGAAUUCUAAUACACACGUUGGUAUGAAACAAGGAGAGCGGCCCAUUGCCAAGGUAGAUAUGGCGAGACGAGGAAGCGAGCCGUCCAUGGACGGACAGCAGACAAGCUACAUGCUGUUUAACAAGCAAAACUAUGGCCUGGAAAUACUCACCCGACUUAAUGCUUUCAGGGGCGAGGGUGCCUUUACUGAUGCCAUAUUAUGUGUGGGGCACGAAGAGUUUCCAUGUCACCGAAAUGUCUUGGCAGUUAGCAGUCCUUAUUUUCGGGCCAUGUUUACAAGUGAUUUGAAAGAAAGUAGGGAAGCAAGGAUUCCAUUCAAUGAUGUUUCACCAUGGACUUUGAAGAGGGUCAUUGACUAUGCUUACAGUGGUCGGUUGGAAAUAACAGUAGAAAAUGCGGAAGAGAUGUUGGCCGCUGGGGGACAUUUCCAGUACCCAGACAUAGUAGGAGCUUGUUGUGAGUUUUUACAAAAACAGUUACAUUAUUCUAACUGUUUAGGAAUAGAAGCUCUCGCUCUUCUCCAUGGAGACGACUGUAAACAGUUACAAGAACAGUCAUGCAAGUUUGCUCUUGAAAAUUUCAGUGCUGUUGCAGAAUGUGAUGAAUUUUUGGACCAACCUAUAGACAGAGUUAUCACCUAUGUUUCAAGUGAUUUGAUAGAUGUGAGAACAGAGGAAACUGUGCUAGAAGCUGCCUUGAGAUGGAUCAGAUAUGAUAUGGAUGAAAGACAAGUUCACCUGCCUCACCUGCUUGAACAUUUACGUUUGCCUGUGUUAGAUAUCUCUACAUUACAGUCAAUGGAAAAAGAUCCCCUCAUCAGGGGCAAUGAAAAGUGUUUGGAAAUGAUACACGAGGCCAAGGAACAACACGAAUCUAUCAUCGACCAACAUGGGCGCCGUAGACGCAGCAUGCAGAAUGCCCAGAUCCACCCAAGACCAUCAACUGUUGCCAAGGAGGUACUGGUUGUAGUUGGUGGAAUCAAUAGCUACAUUACCAGAAGUGUAGAGAUGUAUGACUUACAAAAAAACAAAUGGAUGCCGCUGCCUGAUUUUCCUAAAGCAAUGUCUUGGUUUAGCGUCGGGGCAGUGAACAACUCAAUUAUUGUUACAGGUGGGAUUCUGGAUGGUCACAUUGUGCCUCACGUGUGGAAGUUUGAUGUUGUCAAAAGAACAUGGCAUCAAAUGGAAUCCAUGCACAAACCUCGUGCCCACCAUGCAUCAGCUGUGCUUGACGACUGCCUGUAUGUCAUUGGAGGUAUAACUGAUGGCAACAAUGUCCCUGUUGAUAUUAUUGAAUGCUACGACCCUUACAAAAACUGCUGGACCAAAGUCGGAGAAGCAAACUUUCCAAGACGUGAAUCUCAGAUCGUGGCUCACAACAACACACUGGUUGAAGUUGGAGGAUUGCAAGGAGACGCCAAGGUGAAAACAAUGGACAGUUAUUUGUGUGCCAAGGGUCUUGUCAAACCUGCUGGGGAGCAGUUUGUUCUACCAGACAGUAUCCAGUUUUCCGAAAUUGUUUCUUUACAUGGAAUUUUCUACAUCAUUUGGGAGGACUCAAAGAAAGUGAUCGCCCUAAACCCUCUAAAACGGACAUUCCGGCGCCUGCCUGACAUGCAGCAUUGUCACCUGCACUGUUCUGCUGUUGUGUUAAAUGAGAAGAUCUAUGUGACGGGAGGACAGGUGGAUGGAAAGCCCAGUAACGUUGUCGAGUGCUAUGAUCCUGUCGCUAACAAGUGGACUAUAGAAAAAUCAAUGAUCGAGUGCCGUGCUUUUCAUGGAUGUGUAUGCCUACAGAUGUGCUAACAUUCACACCCGAGAGGAUAAUGUCAUAUCUUCUGACUAGGACGAACACGUGUGAAGAGUUUUCUGGGAUGAUGUUUGUUUACAUGUGAGGUGUGAUACCUUUGUGUGCUUGUGUGUAAUGGUGCUUUCAACCUUGUAAAAAAAAUAUUGUAUAAUUUUUUCAUUGGUUGUGAAUGAGGAGUUGAUUUGUUACAGUUAUCAGGGUACAGUUCACUACAGCUGCUGAAACUACCGUUAAUUACACCGAUUUCAAUCUAUGAUUAUGAUACAUGAAAAUGGAUAGAUGAAACUAAUGAUAGCAUGAUAGCUAAAAAUAAAUAAUGAUUUAACUGUGAUCCUGAUCAUAUAUGAUCUGCCAUAGGCAUUCACUGAUUGGAAGUUUCACUAUGAAUUUAUUGACUCAAAAGAAUCGCAAUAAUAUAUAAAUAUUUCAAGUAAUAAUGCAAUUACAUUUUAAAUUUGGUAUUAAUAUUUAUAACUUUCCAUUGAUACAACCUCAGCAUACCAAAUCAACGAUCUCAAGAUCCCUAGUCUGUUGUUUGGUUUUCUAUAAGCAAUAUGUUGAAAUAUUUUCUUGUACACAGCUGUCAAAACUUCAGAAGACUCUUUGUAUUUGUUCCCACUUAUUUCAAAGAGAUUGUUUCUCCUUCAUAUGUGUAUAAGCUCACUGCAGGGGAACACCCUUGUUAAGUCCCCAAGAUAAGCAUGAUAAGCACAAGUACAAUAUGUAAAGCCUUAAUUUGUUAUCUCUGUUUUGAAAACCUUACGUUUCAAAAGAGUUGACAUUAAACCCCUCUGAUCUGCUGAUCUGUUCAAGCUCUGAGUGGCCAUUACUGUUGAGUAGAAGUUGACAUAACCGGGUGUCUGGUUAUAAAUUGCUCAGUGUUAUUUAAUGUACAAGAAAGUUGGCACAACUGUGAAAGAGUACUUCAAUAUCUUGAAUAUAUAUAUGACAAGAGUGAAGACUAAAAUUUUCAAACUGUUAAAUUAUAAAAUAUACAUGAUUUCCUUCAAGAAUGCACUUAGAUGGUACAAUUAUGUAGAAAUAUAAACAUUCCUGUUUCUUAGUAGUAGCAUAUUAAAGUCAAGUUUCCUUUGUAAUCAAUUUAGAUAUCUAAGUACUGAUUCUAGGUACUGAUUACCAACUAUAAGAAUUUUAUUUUUCCAGUUUGAACAAACCAUGUUGUCUUGUACAAUAGUCUGUGUCCUAGACCAAAGAGAAUACAUUAAAACUAGUCUAGCUUAUUCUAAAAUGAUAGGGCAAGUCUUAAUUUCCUCAGCUCAAGGAGAAUUAAGAAAAUGCAAAUUCUGGGCCACCCUUGGAUUUUUAUACAUAUUUUUUUAGAUUUUCAAAUUUGAUAACUUGAUUUCUGGGACUCAAUGUCAUUCUGCUUGUAUACUAGUAAAAUGGUGUUGUAUAGGUAUAUAUACAUGGCCAAAAGUGUUGUAGAAAGACACUUGAAACAGCUUUAAUGUUAUUGUGAUGUAUUUUGAAGCAAGGCAAAUAAGUUAACUUUGCUCAUCAAAUGUUUGCAACAGCUGCUUCAAAGUUGUUGUUUGUGUGAGUUAUCACUAUCAAAAUUAUGAAAAUUAUCCUGAUUUGUGCUUGAUAUUUCAUAGUCUUGGCUAUAUGAUGAUUCUUAAAUGCUCUAGAGAAUACUAUCAAAAUAAGGAGAGAACUGGCCAUGGCGAGAGAUGCAGUAACAUUAAGGGAGACUGUAGUGUCGUCAACCGAUUUUGAUAUUGCUGUUGUUAGUUUUGUUGUAGCUUUAUUUAGCUUUCAACAUGUAAGGGACCAACCAUGUAUUUUUCUGAAGGGGAAGAAAAUACCUUUUUGGUCACUGAUUCCAAACUUGCAGAUGAGUUAAAUAAUUACACAGUACAUAUAACUGAUUUAUAUUUCAAGACAUUCACUGAUUCAGUCUGGAGCUAACAACAGGCACAAAAUUCCUUUUGCCUUAUGAGAUUGUGAACCUAAUUUUUAUAUGGAAUAGGUCCCAGGCCCCUCCCUGGAAUAGAAAAUAGUAUUUCCCAAAGUCUGUACAGGUGGGUAAGUAAUGUGCUUGAAUCUCUUUUUCAGAUCUACUGUAUGUACUGAGAGUCUCAUUGUAAUAUUUUGUUUUAAUUUUCUGUGUUUUGUAUUUUGUACAAAAAAUGUAGGAUUUCGUUAUGAAAUGUACAAAUCCAUGUUUUUGUUUCAUUCUCUUUCUUUAAAAUCAUUGGACAUGUUCAUUCUUGAAUUUACAUUAAAGGUUUGUGAGACCUUAUCUUUGCUAUAGUAGGGGUUUAUGUUUGCAAAAUACAAACUGGCCGCUGUUACAUUGAUCAGAUUUGAGAAAGAUAAAGUUACUUCUAGGUGAGCUUCUGAAUUUUAGUUUAACAUUGAUCAUGUUGACAUAGAUAGGCAUUGAUUCUCAACAGUUUAUGUUGUAGAAAUGUUUAAGUAGGGUGAAUAGUGUCGGAGAUACAUUACCUGUUAUCAGAAAAUAUGAAAUAUGCUGUUAUGGUUAUUACCCAUAAAUGAAAAAGUCAUAUACGGGUCAGUCCUUUUUGGUGUUUCAUAAAGGACGGGAUCCAAAUACCUUGAUCUUAGCUUUGUUAAUCAGCAAAUAAUAGAUCAAAUUAUAUUAACUGUUAAACUUAAUGACACUGGGUCAUUUGUCGUAUCUGUUGUGUAUUUAACAUAUGAUAUAUUUGGGAUUACACUUUCAUAGUAAAGUACCGAUUCUAGUACUUUUGUUGGGUUGAGUCCAUCCAGGAUUCGAGCCCAAACCCUCAGAUUAAGGCACCUAAUCGCCAGCAUACAAAGUCAUGUUUUUUCUUCAAUAUUCAAUAUGACAAUGGAAAGUUCAAGAGUUGGUUUUGAAUUUCAAGUUCUUAUGACGUUAUUGUUCAAAGUAGUUGUUGUUGCUGUUGCUGUUAUUAAGAUGGAAAUAGUACAUGUAUUUGGAAAUGUACAGUUUGUUCUUUUACCUCUGUUACCAUGGUUUCUCCUGGUACAUCCGUCCCUGUAUAUAGGUCGAACUGUAUUGUGGAAAUGAAGCGCUAUUUCUAACCAAAGUGGAGACUUCAGACCUGUAUCAUUUGUGCAGUAAGUCCUGUUUCCAUGGUUACAAAGCAUGCUGAUAGGUGUGUCAUGGACAAAUUCAAUUUAUUUUGACACAGAUGCAGAGAUAGUUCUUCCCUCAAAAUAUUAGUUGCCUUCGCUGAGAUUUAAUCAAAUAUAGAUGGGUGACAUUUGAUUGCUGAAAUAAUAGCCAGGUAGAAUGUGUUUUCAUUGGUUGAAAAUAAUACAUGACACUCUCUAAACUAAGGAGGAGGGAAAGAUUUACUAGAAACUGGCUUGCACAGUUUGAAGUUGCACUAGUCAAAAGUUUGAGUUAGGUCAAAUUUUGCUUAGUUUAGUAAACUUAGCUUCAGAAUUAUGUGUUUCAGGGCUGUCCCUAAACUGGAUCUAUGAACAUUUGAUAUUUUCUUCUCAUUCUCUUUAGAAGCACCUCAUGUGAGUUUAGUUUUACGCCUGCACUCAGCAAUAUUCCAGCUAUAUGGAGGCGGUCUGUAAAUAAUCGAGUCUGGACCAGACAAUCCAGUGAUCAAUAGAAACACAUGAGCUCCCAGUUAACAGUAUUGUCCAUCUUAUGCCACUAGUAUAUUUUGUUGGGCUUAGCUGUAGAUACUGGCUUGGUCUUCAUUUGAAAUAUGACUCUUAUAAAUGUACUGUAAAUGAUUAUUUUUAGAAAAAUAGAAGUAUAAAUCAGUAAAACAAUCCAAACUCCUUACCCAAAUUUCAGAUGGGCUGAAAUGGGGACUAACAUUAUUUUUUGUUUUGAAAAGAAAUUACAUCUUAAAAUUAUUCUGCCCAUCAAUAUUACAGGCUUAACAAAAUCUAAUUACUAAGGUUUUAAUUAUCGCAUGAAUUUAAAACUCUGCUAAACAAAUGGAUAGCAUUGUAAUGACAAACUACACUUUGGGGUGAAUGUAAAAGUUGGAUUGAAUGAAUAGUUUCAGUUGAUCUGGUGCUUUCAACAUGUGUCAACAUGUUUAAGUAGUAAAGGUUUGUGCAUCUCUAUAUUUUGUCAAGUUUGAUCAGACAAAUGCUGAGCUUUGUAAAAGGUUUGAGCUGAAUGAAACUUAUUAGGAAUAAGAGUGACAAUUAUUGUCUUUGUUCCCAAUGAAUAGCUGAUUUGGAUGGUAGGAGACAAUUGUGCCACUUCAUAUCUGAAGUUGACUAUGUCUAGCACUGUCAGCAAUUACAUGUAUGCCUGUUUGGGUCAAAGAGCAAAAAAAGUAAAUAAGAAAUACAGGAGAUUUUAGAUAUAUGGGAUACAUUUAAAAAAAAAAAAAUUGUAAUCAGUUGAACCUACUCAUUGUUCAAACAACCUUCAAAUCUACAUGUGUAUCAAAACCUGAAAAAUCAAAUGAAACCUCUUAAUGCCAGGAUAUGCAUAUAUUCUUCAUAAAAGAAGUAAAAAAAAAUCUGAUUUUUUUCAUUUGACCAAGUGGGAUUGUGGGUUAGCCAAGUGGUUAAAGCGUUCGCUCGUCAUGCCGAAGAGCUAGGUUCGAUUCCCCACAUGGGUACAAUGUAUGAAGCACAUAUCUGGUGUCCCCUGCCGUGAUAUUGCUAAAAGUGGCGUAAAACUAAACUCACUCACUCUGUGACCAAGUGAUAAAUCAUGGCCAGUGUGUAUACAGUAUAGACUGCCAAUUAAUGUGGGUGUUCUUUAACAUAUUUUGAGUAGUAUACAUAUUGUGACAUUGUAUGGAGUUUCUAAACAUGAUACUAAAUUGAUACCUUUUAGUGGCAACCCUACAUCCUGAAGAGAAAACUAUACCACUAAACACUAUAAACUUAAGGGGUGAAACAGGUGCUGUUAUAAGUGUCUUAACAACCAGUUUCACAGCACAGGUGGGUUAAUUCCUUUAACAAUCAUGCUGCUAUUUCAAAACAGAAAAAUUAAGAUACUUUAUUUAUGACAUCUGACAUUUGAGAAAUGCCAGUAAUGAAUUGGGUUUUUUAAAUACUAUUUUGAUAUAUCAUAUUUCUUUUGAAGAGUAUAUUGAUUGCAGUUUCAACUCAUAAUUUACCUGACUUUGAUUCAAGAGUGGACAUUUGACAGAUGCAAGUUUCCUAGGUUACAUAGCGAUGCUUAAACUUUGCAAUCAUCUGUCAAGAUUGGUUUGGUAUGUAUUGUAUCUUUCGUGUAGUGUGUAUGUAAAAAGCAUUAUAUUUUCUUAAAUAACAUAUAUGCAGUACUAUCCAUGGUUUUAGCUAUUUAUCCUUUCAUGACAAAAUGCAAAUUUAAUUAAUUCUAAAUUUGAUCUAGUCAGUAGUUUAAGUUUCAGAAGUGGAGAUGAAAUAUGAAAAUGAUCAAAUUCUUUUGACUUUGUGUGUAGUUUCCUAUAAAUGGCUGCUGCUUCUAAUUUAUUCAAAGAAUUAGAUGCUUCGUGUCCCAAGGAUUACCUGUUGCAGCUUUAAUAGUGAGUGAGGUGUUAAUGAUCCUGGAGUAUCUUUGUACCACUGACGUGUUGUACAAUGGCAAGAUAUACUAGUUAUUUUUCAAUGGAUUUUGUAAUAAUGUACAUUGCUUGGGUUGUAAAAUCUUCAAGAUAUUAUGAAAUUAAAAAAAUGGAAGUACUUA
Messenger RNA from Haliotis rubra (blacklip abalone), 7828 nucleotides. RefSeq names its product kelch-like protein 21. The record is from RefSeq and is a predicted model, not a curated record. Gene Ontology annotation, molecular function: protein binding. Lineage: Eukaryota; Metazoa; Mollusca; Gastropoda; Lepetellida; Haliotidae.